GUGUUUCCAACGAAGUUUCGAGAACACUUAUCACUAGAAAUUCACAGAAAGGUUUUAAGUGAGAGACGGAAUAUUUCCCCAAAUUCUAUUCGACCACGCGAGUGUUUGUAAGGACGCUAAGUUUUUGUGCAGCUAGCUCAAUUUCUCGUCGUGCUGAGAACAGACUGUAGUUGAUUUCUAAUUCUUUUGGAAGAUUAGUAACAAAACAAAAUGGUGAAAGAGACCACUUUUUAUGAUGUCCUGGGAGUAAAACCUGGAUGCACACAGGAGGAUCUCAAGAAAGCUUAUAGAAAAUUAGCUUUGAAAUAUCACCCGGACAAAAAUCCAAAUGAGGGCGAUAAGUUUAAGCAAAUUUCACAAGCUUACGAAGUACUCUCGAAUCCAGAGAAAAAGCGUAUUUACGAUCAAGGUGGUGAGCAGGCCUUGAAGGAAGGUGGCGGAGGUUCUGGAUCGUCUCCCAUGGACAUCUUUGAGAUGUUCUUUGGCGGCGGCAGAAGGAGAGGUCGUAGAGAACGCAAGGGACAGAAUGUUAUGCAUCAACUUUCAGUUUCUCUUGAGGAAUUGUACAAAGGCACUGUGCGAAAACUGGCCUUACAAAAGAAUGUCAUCUGUGAUAAAUGUGAAGGUGUAGGCGGUAAGAAAGGCGCUGUAGAACAAUGUACCAAUUGCGGUGGUUCGGGCAUGACUGUACAAGUCGAACAAUUAGGCCCAGGAAUGAUACAACGCUUCCAGCACAUGUGUCAAGAGUGUAAGGGACAAGGGGAGCGUAUCAAUCCCAAAGAUCGAUGUAAACAAUGCAAUGGUCGCAAGACAGUGAGAGAUCGGAAAAUUCUUGAAGUUCACGUUGAUAAGGGCAUGGUCGAUGGACAGAAGAUUGUUUUCGGAGGUGAAGGCGAUCAAGAACCUGAACUUGAACCCGGUGACAUUGUCAUUAUUCUUGACGAAAAGGAACACGAUAUUUUCAAGCGCAGCGGUAAUGACUUGAUAAUGUGUAUGCAGAUUGAAUUAGUGGAAGCUUUGUGUGGAUUCCAGAAAGUAAUUAGGACUCUAGAUGCAAGGGACUUGGUGGUAACUGUACUGCCUGGCCAAAUAAUAAAACACGGUGACUUGAAGUGUAUUUUAAACGAAGGAAUGCCAUUUUACAAAGAUCCAUUCACGAAAGGACGUCUUAUCAUUCAAUUUGUUGUUAAUUUUCCAAAAACAAUUGAUCCAAGCGUUAUAACAACAUUGGAACAGUGUUUACCGCCAAGAGAACAAGUGUUAAUUCCUGACGAAGCCGAGGAAUGCGUUCUCGCUGAUUUAGAUCCUGAACAAGAAUCAAGGCGAAGAGAUACACGCGCGGCAUAUGAGGAAGACGAAGGCGGUCCAUCACGCGUACAAUGCGCUACGCAGUAAUUUUCGUUUUUCAAAAUGUCGAACAUCGCUGACAAAAAAAGUUGCUGCUCGUAUUUAAAUUCAUUCAUUUUUUUCUCUUCUUUGCCCGCCUUAGAAAAGAAUUUGCUCUCGUAUAAAUUCAGUCAGAAUUUUAUUAUUUAAAACAUCAUUGUAAUGGAGACUGAAUUUUGAGAUCAUGAAUAAAGUAGAAACGAUAGAGCAAUUUUUCUUUUGUUGCUGCAGUUUCAAAGGGCGAUUAUAUUAAAAGUGUAAAUUAUCAAAAUAAAAUUUAUCUAAUUCUUUGAGACUCUUGAUAAUUACACAUUCCCGAAGAAAAAAAAUACGAUCAACCGGAUUGAUUUAAUUUCAAGAAAACGAAAAUUGACUGGCGAUAUUUUUAAAACUUUUACACAAUUAUGAAAGGGGAAGUUGUAUAAAAUUUUAAUGCAGUGACACCAUUAUGUCCCUUAGAUAAUUUUGAAAGCUGCGCUUUUUUUUGUGUGUUUACUUUUUUUUUAAUGUGAGAAUUUUUUUUUAAAACUUGUCGUUCUACUCUAUUCAUCAUUAUUCGGAUUGAUACUAUUUUUACAGGUGUAAACUUUUUGAGUAAUCCGAAGAAAAUAAAAGUAAUGGAAACCGAUGUUUGACCAAUGAAAUACGUAAAAUUGAAAAGAAAAAUAAUGUAAUUUUCGAGUUAAAAAUUCUAGGCGUCACGUAAUUUAGUUAGUAUAUAUAUUAAAAAGUAAAAGAAAAAAAAAUGACGGAGGAUGAAGGCUCUGUUCUAAGUUUCAAACUGACAAGAAUACGUCUUGUAAUCUUGUGCACAUUGUAUCGAUUCCGGACAAAAUAACUUAAUUUGAUAUAUGAAAAAUAAAACAAAAGAUUUGUUUGCUUUUAAAAAGGGCACCUCAAUUUUCCGACGUAAAUGCAUAAAUUUGUGUACUAGAUUGCAAGGAGGAACUAAUUGAUUUAGAUCCUAGUUAUUAAUUAACUUUUAAUAUUUAGCAAUCUGACAAAAAAAAAGUUGUAUUGGCAUUGAGUAUAAAAUAAGUAAAUUUCUAGCAAGUAAGUGGUUGUGAAUUUUGAAGCAAGCUUUAAUUUUUUCUUUUGCUUUAUGUUAGAAACUUAGGUGUCUUAAAAGCUAACUCAAUUUCAACAGAAAACAAAUUCUCCUCUCAGCAUCAAUAUAUAGUUUGGAAUUCAGUUAUAAUACUAUUUCAAAAAAAAAAAAAAAAAACAAUAACGGAGAAGUAAAAUAUGAAAAAAAAUGAAAUGAAAUACUUGGCCAAUGUGUUAUACUCCAAAUAGUUGUAAAUUCAAAUAGUUUUCUUUAUGUACUUCAAUGAAUUCCAUUUUCUCAUAUUUUACAUUAUAAUUUAUUACUGGAAAAUUAUAAUUGAUUCCUCUUGUAAAACACAUCAAAUAAAAUGAAAAAUCAACCCUAA
Messenger RNA from Leptopilina heterotoma, 2819 nucleotides. RefSeq names its product dnaJ homolog subfamily A member 1 (gene Droj2). The record is from RefSeq and is a predicted model, not a curated record. Gene Ontology annotation, biological process: protein refolding; response to heat. NCBI's taxonomy places the organism in Eukaryota, Metazoa, Arthropoda, Insecta, Hymenoptera, Figitidae. The transcript is spliced from 5 exons. Gene Ontology annotation, cellular component: cytoplasm; cytosol. Gene Ontology annotation, molecular function: Hsp70 protein binding; ATP binding. Bases 211 to 1395 code for a protein of 394 amino acids.